AUCUCGUCUCGUUUUGAAGUUGGUGUUGCUUUAUAUGAAGCAGAUGAUACAUUUGAUCAAGAAUCGAAUGGUGAAGACUAAUGAACAGUAAGAAAGUAUUUCUGAAAGAUUGACAGGAGAAUUAUAGCUCGUAUAUAUUCUUGUUUCCUGGAGUGAACACUGUUAUUGUCAUGGAAAAGGAAAACAUUGACAUGGACAAUUGGCAUGGGCAAUGAUGAAAAUUCAAAAUUUCAUUGGUGAACUUUGGCUGUUGUUAUGCUAUCAUUCAUCACCAAUCAAGAUACAUGCUAAUCCUGACCAAUUUAUUUCAGUAUAGUGUAAAGUGAAUGCAAGAACCAGGAAAUAUUUGUUGAUAUGAAUUUAAAAGGCUUGUUCCAGGAAUUUAACCCAAGCAAGUUCUUGAUCUAUUCAUCUGCAUUUCUAUUCACAAUAUUGUUGGGACUGAGGCUUGAUAAAAUUGUUGACUGGAGUUUUUUGGUAAUAUUUGCACCACUUUGGAUAUGGAAAAUAACUGUCUUUGCUGGAGCAAUAACUGGGACUCUUGUUUGGAUAAAGCACCCCGAGUAUAGGAGAGAAGAAAACUCAGAGCUACAUGCCAUGCUGAUAUGUGCAUUUUUCCAUCUGCUUUUGUUUGUUUUUGAAUUACUGCUUUGCUCAAACCUCAGUGGCUUUUCAUUAGUUCCUUUCAGAGCAGUUUUUUCGCCAUUAUUUGUCAUGUCAGCCUUAUCAAUUGCUGCCUGUAUUUGGGGUUUCAGACAUGACAGAUCACUUGAGCUAGAGACGUUCUUCUCAGUCAAUGUUUUGCAGUUCAUUUGCUUGGCAUUAAAACUGGACAAUGUGAUCAGCUGGAAGUGGGUUAUUGUCUUCGUGCCAUUAUGGAUCGUCCUCACACUGCUGUGUGUUGUUGUUAUCUAUUACGUCAUAUGGGCAUUGCUGUUCUUACGUUCACCUGAAGUGACACCAAGACAAAGAAGAGGCCAUGUAAUUUACGCAACCCUGUCGUGUUUCAUGAUUUUCCCUUUGCUUUCAUUCAUUAUUGCAUUGUCAAGAAAGCUGGACAGCGUCAACACUGAUUCAUUUGCCGCUGUUUUUAUACCAUUGCAACUUUCACUUGCAAGUCUGAUCAUAAGUUCGUUUUACCAAAAAGGAGGAAAUCACUGGUGGUUUGGAAUUCGCAAAGAUUUCUGUGAAUAUCUUCUGGACAUAUGCCCGUGCUUGCGAGAGUACGGUAAUGUCUCAUACAAGUUCGCGGAUACACUAGCACCUGUAAGAGAUGACUCUGACCCACAAUCAGUUGAGAGAAAGCCUUUGAAACUGGAACAGCACACUGCAAAUUCUUCGGAUCAUUGCUUGGAGGUGCCAGACUAGUGAGGAGGGCUAAAGGUGUUGAAAACUCUCCUUUGUUGAAACACAUGCAUCGUCCAAUCAUCUGACUUCAAGGCUUCCAUGUCCAUGUACAAUGUGAAGGUUAUUGCUCCAAAACAAUAAUUUGGGAAUAGCUUUUGGGAAUAGCUUUUGAAAUUGGCUAAUGGAAGUUUAGGAGAAGUCAAACCAAGGCAUCGAUUCUCUGCUGCGACUUGUCAUCAUUUCUUGAACAGAAACAAUGACAUUUAUCAGAAUUCCACACACUGCCAUUGUCAUGGAAUGAAUGAAAUUCCAUGAAAUAUAUCCACUUUUACGGUACUGGGGAAAUAUCUUCAGGCUGACGGUUUUGUAACAGUGUUUAAUGCAUGCAGUUGUUUAAACAGAUUAAUAAACCAUUAUCGAUCAAAUGAUCAAACAUGAUGUAGAAUGAGUUUUUUAUAUUUAUCAAUUCAUGAUAAA
Messenger RNA from Rhopilema esculentum, 1824 nucleotides. Its product is annotated as transmembrane protein 185-like. NCBI's taxonomy places the organism in Eukaryota, Metazoa, Cnidaria, Scyphozoa, Rhizostomeae, Rhizostomatidae. The record is from RefSeq and is a predicted model, not a curated record.